GGCACCACACUCCAGGAGCUGCUGGCUCGCCUGCCUGAGUUUCGCUUUUCUUUUCCUGCAACAAGGAGGCAGUCAGGGAGGUCGGACGAGGCCAUUCUCAUCUGUUGAGGCUGCUCCCAUCCUCUGCGACCCCUGUGUAGGAAGAGACCAAGGCUGCAUACAGGACAUGGCGCAGACAGCAGUGCCAGGCAGCUCCCUGGGGAAUAACCGUCCCACUUAUAUCUACAAGAUGGUCCUGCUGGGGAGCACAUCAGUGGGAAAGUCGAGCCUUGCCUACCGAUAUGUGAAAAAUGACUUCAAGGAGUCGCUGCCUACUGUAGGAUGCUCCUUCUUCACACAGACAAUCCAACUGGAGACAGCCACCAUCAAGCUGGAGAUCUGGGACACGGCUGGCCAGGAGAAGUAUCACAGUGUCUGUCACCUCUACUACCGUGGUGCCCACGCUGCGCUCCUUGUUUACGACCUCACUAACAAGGAAACACUCAACAGAGCGAAGCAGUGGCUGAUGGAACUGGAGAAGGAGUUCCUUCCUGAUGAAAUUGUCAUUGCUUUGGUGGGCAACAAGACGGACCUGGCUGAUGAACGGGAGGUUGCAGCUGAGGAUGGGGAAGAGUUUGCAAGGAGCAGAAGCCUGCUCUUCAUGGAGACGUCUGCAAAAUCCAACCACCAAGUAAAUGACGUCUUUAUGGCCGUAGCACAUCUGUCCUCCAAGUGACAUUGCCAUGCUGGUUAGAAGUUGCUGGGAAGUACCUACAUGGCACCAGUGGGGUGGGACAGAGCAGCAGGUGCAUCCCAACAUACAUUGGCUGACCCCAUGCCCUGGCAAGAGAGGUGAUGCCCUGUGGCUUUGUGCUCCCCAUCAGCCCAAGAGCUCCUACGGCGUGAAGGCAAGAAGGCAGCUGUCCCAUCCACAGGCGACAGGCAGCGCUUGGACCUGCAGGCAAGCAGGACAAGGAGGGGGUGCUGCCAUGUCUGAGGGGCCAUGGGUUCCCCACAGCAUCUGGGACUGGACCUUGUGCUAUUGACAAAGGGGUGACAACGCAGCCAACGUGUAGCAACGAUCCUUCUGCCCAUCUUCUGCAAGUGAAUUCAUGCAGUACGUGCAGACCCUCAACAGGGUCCCAUGAUGGUGUUCUCCAAGAGGUGAGUGGGAAUGUCCCCUGCCAAGAAGAAGCCCAGCUGGGGACAUCCCUCUGCCCCAGCCAUGCAUCAGCUCCCCCAGACUCAAGAGAGUUUGGCUUGUGGAGCACAUCCCAACAACUUCAAGACUUGACUGCCAAUAAAGAUCAACUCGUCUUAGCCACA
Molecule: messenger RNA, 1305 nt
Organism: Gallus gallus (chicken)
Lineage: Eukaryota; Metazoa; Chordata; Aves; Galliformes; Phasianidae
Gene: RAB17
Product: RAB17, member RAS oncogene family
Exons: 6
Coding region: 167-715 (182 amino acids)
Molecular function (GO): GTP binding; GTPase activity
Source: RefSeq, a predicted model, not a curated record